AUGGCAGCAGUGGUGGCUCUGUGGCGGAAGGCGAUGGAGACCGUGAAGACUAAGGAGUUCCGAGAUUACCUGACCAGCACGCACUUCUGGGGCCCAGUGGCCAACUGGGGCCUCCCGCUGGCCGCCUUCAGGGACAUGAGGGCAUCACCGGACAUCAUCAGUGGCCGCAUGACGACUGCGCUCAUCUUCUACUCGAUGGCCUUCAUGCGCUUCGCCUACCGUGUACAGCCUCGCAACUUGCUGCUGAUGGCGUGUCACGGCACCAACAUAGUGGCCCAGAGUAUGCAGGCGGGCCGCUACCUGAUCUACCACUAUGGCGGUGGCACCACGGCAGCCACCACUGCUGCUGUCUCUGCCGCCUCUGCCACCUCUGCGGAUUCUACUGCAGCUACCACCCCUGCAGCUGAAGACCCUACGGCUGACAGCGACUGCCGGGAGAUCAUCUACUGUUGUCUAGUGACCUGGGUCUGUGAUUGA
Messenger RNA from Rangifer tarandus platyrhynchus (Svalbard reindeer), 477 nucleotides. NCBI's taxonomy places the organism in Eukaryota, Metazoa, Chordata, Mammalia, Artiodactyla, Cervidae. The record is from the annotation of a GenBank genome assembly.